AUGACCCAACCCCAACUCCAAAGGCCAAAGCCCAUCAUCGUGUUCCUCUCGUCGAGACGAAGCCGUAGACACCAACCACGCCUCAAACGGAGCCCGGAAGAAGCCGCACGCGCCUCCCGAAGAUUCGCCUCGGCGCGCGUGAAACACACGCGCCUCCGCCGUCCGCCGGAGCCACCGCGAAUUCCGGCCACUCGCCGCCGUCUCCGACCAACGUUCGCCGGAGCCGCCGUGACCGACCACCGUCCGUUCGCCGCCGAGAAGCUGCCGCCGCGUCGUCGCCUCGCCGCCUCGCCGCCGUCGCCGCCGUUGAUUUUUCCGGUUAGCCGCCGCGUCGCCGCCGCGUCGCCGCCGGUGACCGACACCGGUGACUCGCCGGUGACUCGCCAACUCGACCGAGUCAACCCGAUGCCGCCAAGGAGAAGAACCACCCGUGCCCAGACCGCCAGAGCCGUUAGAGACAAUGUAGAUGAGCAUGAGCAGCCCGCAGUUCCACCACCCGCGGCUCCACCAGUUGAUCAGGAUGCAUUGAGACAGAUGGUUCAGGAUGCCGCUAGACAGGCCGCUCAGGAAGCACUUCAGCAGAUUGCCCAGGAGGCAGCCAGACAGGCCGCUCAGGAGGCCGCCCGAGUAGCUGCUCAGGAGGUUGCUCGUCAGAUGGCUGCCGUUCAGCAGGGACCGCAGAUUCAGGUUCAGCAAGUUCCACUGGUUCAGGUCCAACAGGAUCAGCAGAUUCCAGCUCAGCAUGAUCAUCAGGAUCCCGUUCAGCAGGUUCCCCUUCCACAGGUUCCUCUGCAGCAGGGUCCAGUUCAGCAGUUUGCUCAUGGUGUUCAGGAUCUACCGCCACCACCACCGCGACCUCAUGUUUACCCGGUUUAUAAUGAGAGGUUCUACAGGCUGACAUGUCAGAUGAGAAACAUGGAGAUGGAGCAUUUUAGCGGGACAGUGGAUGCUGUAGCUGCACACGAUUGGAAGUUAGCCUUGCAGCGGAAGCUGGAGAUUAUUGAGUGUCCACCAGAGUUGUCGCUCAGAUUGACUAUGCAGUACCUUCGUGGAGAUGCUCUUAUAUGGUGGGAGGGAAUACGAUUGAGCCAUUUUGGGCCAGAGAGACUUACCUUCGCUGAUUUCAUUCGAGAGUUCGAUAGGAAAUACUUUCCGAAGGAAGCGAUGGAUAGGAAGAAGUGCGAGUUCGAGCAUGUAAGCCAGGGAGUGAUGUCUAUCAGGGAGUAUGAGGUUGUGUUCAACCAACUUCGCAGAUUUGCAGGAGUGGGCAUUUCAGAAGAAGACUUGAUUAGAAAGUUUUGA
This is a messenger RNA of Brassica napus (rape), 1302 nucleotides long. Its product is annotated as lysine-specific demethylase 9-like. The transcript has 3 exons. NCBI's taxonomy places the organism in Eukaryota, Viridiplantae, Streptophyta, Magnoliopsida, Brassicales, Brassicaceae. The record is from RefSeq and is a predicted model, not a curated record. Bases 1 to 1302 code for a protein of 433 amino acids.